GGGCCGAUACGGGCCAGCAUCCUGACGACACCGGCCCACGCGGCAGCCGCAUUGGCUGAGCGAACGAACGGUGGACCGGCGGGAUAGGAUCCGGUGGCCGGCCGGCGGCGCACGCGGCGAGCCAAGCCAAAUUAUGGGGUCGAACAAGGAGGCCGAAGGCGGGGGGCGGGAGAGAGUGGGAGGCGUCCCCAGGCCAGCGCGGCCAUGGAAGGCAUGGGCGCGGCGGUUGGGGACGAAGGGGAGGAGCCGCGGAAGCCGGCAGCAGCCUACGAGGAGGAGGUGACAGGAACUAGGCGCAGCUCGCACGGGGAGGUGACGGCAGCGGCGGCGGAGGGGCCGCGUGGCGGCGUGGGGGUGACGGAGCUACGCGCGGCUCGCACGGGCGCGGCACGCGCGCACGGGCUCGCUACUGGUUGAAAGGUGCGCGCCUACAACUCACCAACCAAGAGUCCCAAACCCUCCGCGCGCACACGGGGCCGCCCUCGGAUUGGGCUCUCCCUCUCACCGCCAGUCGUCACCGCUCGCCGCCCACACCCUGGCGCCCAUGGCGUCCUCGCUCGUCUCGCGCCCGCACCUCACCCAGCGCCCGGUCCGCGCCGCCACGCUCGCCUCCCAUAACCGCUCCCGCCUCGCGGCCGGGGCCGGGGCCCUUGGUGGGCGCGGCGUGCGCUGCCAGGCGCAGGCGGCGGGGGACUUGGACGCCCAGUACAUGCGACGGUGCGUGGAGCUGGCGCGCAAGGCGGCCGGCCACACCAGCCCCAACCCUAUGGUGGGCUGCGUCAUCGUCCGCGACGGCCGCGUCGUUGGAGAAGGAUUCCACCCCAAAGCCGGCCAACCUCAUGCCGAGGUAUUUGCACUGAGAGAUGCAGGUAAUUUAGCUGAAAAUGCAACGGCUUAUGUUAGCUUGGAGCCCUGCAACCACUAUGGGAGAACCCCUCCUUGCACUGAAGCACUCAUCAAUGCAAAAGUAAAAGAAGUUGUUGUGGGGAUGACAGACCCAAAUCCUAUUGUCGCAUCCAAAGGGAUUGAAAAGCUCCAAGGUGCUGGAAUAAAUGUGAGGGUGGGUGUGGAGGAAGCAUUAUGCCGCAAACUAAAUGAGGCUUACAUCCAUCGUAUGCUCACCGGGAAGGCUUUUGCAACUUUGAGAGCUACACUCUCAAUGAAUGGAAUCGUCACAAACCAAAUUGGGAAGGGAGCUGAUCAGUCAGGUGGGUACUACUCGCAGUUGAUGAAAGAAUAUGAUGGCGUCAUAAUUUCAAGUGACCUGGCCAAGAUGUCAAGCUUACCUUUAUCUCGCGAAGCUGGUGCAAACCAACCUCUCUAUAUCAUCAUAGCACAGGGUGAAAAUUCCCGACUACACAUCCCAUCUCUCAGCGAAGAGCAUGCAUCGAAGGUGAUAGUCCUUGCUGAUAGCCCUGUCACCGCGGCGCCAGCAGGAGUUGAAGUUGCAGUCCUUCGUCAGAUAGACUUGGAGUCUAUUCUCCAACUUCUUGCACAGCGAGGGCUCUGCAGCGUGCUGGUGGAUUUCAGAGAGGCCACAGAAAGCUUCGCGUCGCUUCUGAACGACUUCCAGGAGGACAAGCUGGUGCAGAAGGUCGUCGUGGAGAUCCUGCCUUUUUGGUUCGCGAGUGAAGGGCUCAGCAACCUGGCAUUUGGUGGCAGCCAAUCGUUCCCGUUGAAGAACUUGGAGCACAGGGAGGUCUGCAGCUGGGAACCGCACCCGCUUCACCCCGACGGCACUGAACCGCUGCAGCAGAUCGCCGUGGACUACUGUCCGGAGGCAUGCCUCGAAGAGCGCCACGCGGGCGAGAUCCACGUCACCUACGACCACCGCGGCGGCGCGCGCUGGCGCUCCCGCCGCCGGUUCCGCCCCGGCAGCGCCGUGGCCACCACGAUCCGCGCGCCGGCGGGGGACACUUCGGGCCUCAACUACAACAUCUACCUGUCCUCCCUGGAGGGCUCCAAAGACCAGGACGAGAUCGACUUCGAGUUCCUCGGCCACGAUAAGCGCGCCGUCCAGACCAACUACCACGUCAAUGGCGACGGCGGGCGGGAGCAGAUCCACGCGCUCCCGUUCGACUCCUCCGACGGCUUCCACCACUACGCCAUCGCCUGGGACGCGGCCACCAUCGAGUGGCGCGUCGACGGCGAGCUCAUCCGCCGCGAGGAGCGGCGCGAGGGGGAGCCGUGGCCGGAGAAGCCCAUGUACCUGUACGCCUCCGUGUGGGACGCCAGCUACAUCGCCGACGGGAAGUGGACCGGCACGUACCACGGCCGCGACGCGCCCUACGUCUGCAGCUACAAGGACGUCAUGGUGCCCACUGCCAAGCAUUUAGUGGAAGAAGACGAAGAGAAUCAGGAUGCAGAUGCCGCUGAUGCGCCUGCUGUCGAUCCUGCAGCCGACGCUGAUGCUGCGGCGGCAGCGGCAGCGGCAGCGGCGGGAAAAGAGAAGGACGCCGGAGCCGGUGAAGUUUAGAUCUUGGUGGUGCGAUGCAAUUUCGUUUUGUUCAAGUGUCGCUGCAACCAAAACGGAUGUAUGAAUAAUGGAUGCGGUCUGAUCAGUGAAACAAACAUUUCAUCGGCUGUAUUUAUGUUGUUCGUUGAAUAAUUCAAUGUGUUGUUUUAUGCUU
Molecule: messenger RNA, 2630 nt
Organism: Sorghum bicolor (sorghum)
Lineage: Eukaryota; Viridiplantae; Streptophyta; Magnoliopsida; Poales; Poaceae
Product: riboflavin biosynthesis protein PYRD, chloroplastic
Exons: 5
Coding region: 545-2476 (643 amino acids)
Biological process (GO): riboflavin biosynthetic process; carbohydrate metabolic process
Molecular function (GO): diaminohydroxyphosphoribosylaminopyrimidine deaminase activity; zinc ion binding; hydrolase activity, hydrolyzing O-glycosyl compounds
Source: RefSeq, a predicted model, not a curated record